AUGGACGACGUCACACAAAAGAAGAGGGACGCACUCUCAGACAACGUCGCUCAGAUGUUUCCCUCUCACCUCGCUCGCCUGCAAUCACUCGCAUCGCGCGUCACCGCGCAGAAUGUUGCCGCCAUGCUCGGUCAGCAUAUGCCCCGGCUCAAGCGCUUGUAUGUGACGGUCGACGAAAAGCCUGUGCAUUAUCGUGGCUCUCAAGUUAUCGCUGCUCCAGAACUGCACACUCUGUAUAUGAAUGGGAUCUCUCUGCCAUACUACGCACCCAACUUGCGUUCUCUGCGUAUCAGAUUUCGACACAACACCCAGGUGCUAUUGUCUUCCUUACUGGACCCGCUCCGCUCCGCAUCCUUGCUAGAAUCGUUGGAGUUGCAGAACGCCAAUAACGAAUUUGGACCUAUGGACCCCAUGUUGCCAUUACGCGUACCGGUCGAUCUGCCGCAGCUGGCCUCUCUCAUAUUCGACGGUACCUCGUUCAACUUCAAGUCACUCUGGAAGUCCAUACAUAUCCCUCUGACGGAAAGCGUGUCUGUGGAGGUCAUGGGUAGAGACACGGAAGUUGACGUUGUGCGCCUGCUUCGGCCGUUCUUCGAAAGACCCACGAACGAUACUUUGCGCUUGUUCUGCAACGAUGACUUUUGGAGUAGGAGGAUCUCUAUGCGCGUCUGCGCAUCCGCGGAUGGGCUCAUACACCCGAUGGCGUACGGAAAGGCUCGCCUUUCUGGCGCGCAGAUCAGCGCCGUAUACGAGCAACGACAUCACGAGCAAGCGGGCGACACGUCAACGCGACCGGAUGUAUUCGCGUCAGCACUCGUCGCAAAUCUCAUUCCCGAGAGCAUUCGCUUUCUCGACCUCGACCUUGCCUUACGGCGCGGUACAGCCCUCCAACUCUCCGAACUUGAUUCGAUCCGCGAUGCGCUCCGGCCACUUGUGAACGUCUCCGCCAUCUCCGUUGGGCGAGAUUCCGACAUGAAGAUACUGAAGGAGUUGCUCUGUCCGGAGUCCGCGUCCACAACGAGUCCUUUCCCACUCCUGCGCACUUUAGAGCUCAAACACCUUCGCGAUACAACGGCAUGCGAAAGAUGGUGGCGUAGCGAUUUCAAAGACGUUCUGGAGAAUUGGGCGAACUUGGGCAUACUCUGCACCACGCUCUUAGCAUAUCGUCGCCCCCUGACUCGCGUUCGAGUCUCCGCGCAUACCUUGUCGGAACUUGGCGGGGAUGAGGACGCAUAUCGUGCACAGGAGAGGUGGAUCAGAGGAGCGCAGUCGUGGGUCGAUGACCUUGAGAUUACGGAUCUUGCUGUAAAGCGCGUCGCGGCGUAG
Messenger RNA from Peniophora sp. CBMAI 1063, 1326 nucleotides. NCBI's taxonomy places the organism in Eukaryota, Fungi, Basidiomycota, Agaricomycetes, Russulales, Peniophoraceae. The record is from the annotation of a GenBank genome assembly.